Messenger RNA from Batrachochytrium dendrobatidis JAM81, 1083 nucleotides. RefSeq lists its product as uncharacterized. Lineage: Eukaryota; Fungi; Chytridiomycota; Chytridiomycetes; Rhizophydiales. The record is from RefSeq and is a predicted model, not a curated record. The coding region runs from base 2 to 1048 and encodes 348 amino acids. The transcript is spliced from 3 exons.
UAUGCAUUCAAUGAAGGCUGCUCUAUGUUUAGCUAUUAUGGCGCCUAUGGCAUAUGCUGCCAAUCUUGCUGAUGUGAUCAAGAGCAAUCCACAAUUACAAAAAGUGGCUGCUCUGAUUUCUAGCAAUCCUACCUGGGCUACUGUUCCUAAUGGUACUUUGUUUGUGCCAUCAGAUGCUGCUCUAUCUGCUGCCACUCUUCCUGCUGGCUGGACUGGUAUUUCAUUCACUACAAGAACGAUUGAUCAUCGUGUGCGUCCCAACUAUCAAGUUGUUGACGAUGCCAGUGGCAAAUUUCAGUUCAUUUUUGACAACUAUACCCCUGGUGAUGCCAAUCCUGAAAUUCAUAUUCGGUUUGGUGUUGGCGAGACUCUUGCCCCUGGACAACUGCAAGCAGACAAUGGCUGGGUAUAUGUGAUGAAUGCACCCAUUCCUCAACCCUUACCCCCAACAAAGACCAUGCCCUUCCAAAACUGUAAUUUGUUUGCAAAGGCACUGCAAGAUGCUGGUCUUGCUGCCUACGUUGAUAGUCUGCCGACCUAUACCAUUCUGGCACCCAACGAUGCUGCAUGGACUGCUGCAUCUGCCAAGAUCUCUGCCUUGACUCUGGACCAACUCAAAGCCACCCUCAUGUAUCAUAUUUUACCCACUAGUAUGGUAUCCACUCUACUCAAUGCAGGUCAGAUCUCCACUGCAUUGAGCGGAAACACUGUUUCUCUUGUAGUUGGUGGCGAAUCUGCCACGUUCAAUCAGGCCAAACUUAUUCUUGCUGAUGUGUUUUCAGCCAAUGGAGUAAUGCACAUCGUGGAUGCGGUUUUGACUCCACCUAACAUGCCUACAGGACCUGUGCCAAUUCCAGGUGUUCCUACUCCAAUUGCAUCUAGUGCUAGCUCUGCCGCGACUGCAUCUGCUAAUGCACCUGCAUCCACAAACGCAAAUGGUAAAGCGCCUACUGCUGCCACGGGAUCAUCAACCAAUGGAGCAAUGAAGGUAGUUGGUGGACUCAUUGGAUCUGUCGUUGCUGGACUAGCUGCACUUGUAGUCAUCUGAUAAGGUUGAUGAAUAAUAAAGUGAUGUAAUCCUUU